AUUCUAAUUCUCCACAAAACUCUCACAAGUAAUCCUUUGUCUCCAUGAUAUAUGAUACCACCAAAACCCUAAUCUCAUAGAAUUUUUGCUGUCUGGAUUUUCCUCUCCCAAGCAAUUUUUGGAAUUUAGAGAUUGGGAAUAGAGGAGAGAGAUUCACAUGGAAGGAGGAGAUCAGAGCAAGGAAGAAGCUUUGCCUCCCGGUUUCCGAUUUCAUCCAACGGACGAAGAGCUAAUUUCAUAUUAUUUGGUGAAUAAAAUCGCCGACGCAAAUUUCACCGGAAAAGCGAUCGCCGACGUUGACCUCAACAAAUCUGAGCCCUGGGAACUUCCUGCAAAGGCGAAAAUGGGAGGGAAAGAGUGGUACUUCUUCAACCUAAGGGACCGGAAGUAUCCGACGGGGGUGAGGACGAACAGGGCGACGAACACGGGUUACUGGAAAACGACGGGAAAAGACAAGGAGAUAUUCAACAGCACGACCUCUGAGAUGGUCGGGAUGAAGAAGACUUUGGUUUUCUACAGAGGCAGAGCUCCUAGAGGCGAGAAGACUUGCUGGGUCAUGCAUGAGUACCGUAUUCACUCUAAAUCCUCCUACAGAACCUCCAAGCAAGACGAAUGGGUUGUGUGCAGAGUGUUCAAGAAGAGCGAAGGAAACAGGAAAUACACAAGCAAUAAUAGCACAAGAGCUUCAUCAACUACAAACCCUUACCCUGAAAUCUCACAAAAUCUCCUCCCGCUUCCUCCACAAUCCAUAAUCCAUCCCCAAGAUCAAACCUUUAACCGGAUUCUCAUGGCUAACACCCAGCUCGCCGAGCUCUCUCGCGUCUUCCGAGCCUCCACAAGCGCCAUGCACCCGCAUCUGAGCUACCAACUAGCCGGUGAGCCCACCAACAUGCCGGUCUCAGGUCUGAAUCUGAACCUAGGAGGAGGGGCGAUGGUUCAGCCACCGGCGCCACUCGAAGAUGCGGGCGUUAGUGGGCCGGAGAUGGGUGCCGGCUCUUCAUUUGCGGCGGAGGGUGGGUUUGGUGGGGUGGAGAUGAACCAUUGCAUGGACUUCGAUGGGUACUGGCCUUCAUAUUGAUGGACGUUUCAAGUGAUUUUAGUUUAUGUUUAUGUUUUUUUUUUGGUUGUUGUUAACUGAAGCAAAAGAUUUGAAGAUGUUAUGUUCGUUUGGUAAGAAAGUUCAUUGG
Tarenaya hassleriana is the source of this 1187-nucleotide messenger RNA. Its product is annotated as protein CUP-SHAPED COTYLEDON 1-like. The transcript is spliced from 5 exons. The record is from RefSeq and is a predicted model, not a curated record. Gene Ontology annotation, biological process: regulation of DNA-templated transcription. Gene Ontology annotation, molecular function: DNA binding. NCBI's taxonomy places the organism in Eukaryota, Viridiplantae, Streptophyta, Magnoliopsida, Brassicales, Cleomaceae. Bases 158 to 1078 code for a protein of 306 amino acids.